AAACUAUCAGCUGGCAACACUUCAUUCACAAAAAAAAAAAAAUGAAGUUACGAUUUCACGAUUCACAAAAUCUGUAAAUUGUAAAAUAAAUAAUGUAUGUUUGGAAGCUUUAAAGGAUUAUGGCCAUAUUUUAAAUACCACGAAAUGCUAAAAGUUACACGAGUAACUCAUUAGAAAAUCUAGUGGAAUGAUUUGGAUGAAUAAGAAAAACUAUUGACAUUCACGUAUUUUGGAUACGCACUCUUUUCUAUUUCCUAUACCAAAAUAUAAGAUAAACAUGGAUAAUUCAGCGAUAAACACCCUGGAAACUGCAGCUCAAAUGCUAAUGGCACCGCCAAAUUUAGUGAGUUCUGAGCAAAGGCAUCAAGCGGAAAGUGUAUUCCUUGAAUUCAGAAGCACUAAAAACCCAUAUCAGCUGUGUAGGGAGAUUCUAGAGAAGUCUACUUCAGAUUAUGUCCUCUUUGAGGCUGCAGGAUUGAUUAAAACGGCACUUAUUCGAGAAUGGAACUUAUUGUCUGAGAAUGACAUUUCCUCGCUGCGGGAAUAUUUACUUAGCUAUUUGCUUAGGAAGGAAGCUCCUCCAUUUUUAAAAGAAAAGCUGCUACAGACAAUUGCAGUUAUAAUAAAGAGAGGCAGCAUAAGCGAUGGAGGCAGAGAGAGAAAAGCAUUACUUGAUGAAUUAGAGAAAAUAAUCCUUAGCUCACCGAUAAGCCAACAAAAAUUAGCAUGCUCCCUUAUAUUAGCAAUAAUGCAAGAAUAUGCCAUCACUGUAAAAUCAGCUGACGUAGGCUUAAUAUGGGAAGUCCACUUCCGUCUUAAAAAGUCAUUUGAGGCUUUAGAUUUAAAAAGAAUCUUUCGUUUCACUGUUGGUGUUUUGGAACAAAUUGUGCGGUCGGGACAUCACCCUGAAGGAGAGCAGGCUUUAUUAACAAAACAGUUAUUAACCAUAGUUGAAACUGUUUUAUGUUGGAGUCACGUAUCUCCAUACCUAUCAAAAAGGCUGAUAGGCGCAUUUGAGGCUAUUUACGAAAGUGAUACAGCUCCUGCACUGCGUUUAAGCUUAAACUGGAAGGAUACUAUAAUGCAACCAGAGCUAAUUGCUUUAUUUUUUGAAAUACACAUGUAUGUUAGAACUACACCUGAGUUGGCAAGUCCAUCCCUUACCUGUUUAGUGCAAUUAGCUAGUUUGAGCGGGGUAGUUGUAUCCGCUGGUAAUUUAAAACAGCAGUACUUGCAAUAUUUUGAGAACUAUGUGAAUAGUUUUAUGAGAAUGCUGGCAUUCAUACAGCCAUUAGAGAGAGAAAUGUUGGGCAUAUCGGAUAUUUAUAGGCGACUCGUACAGUUUUUUACCCCAGCUAUGAUAGCGUCGACACCUCCAGCGUUUCUACAGAAUCUAACGAAUUAUACUUGUCACUGCAUUAGAGGAUCUAUUAUUGAGGAGGGUGUGAACGACGACACAGUAUGGCGAGAAUCUCUCAACAAGUUCCUUCACACUUGGAGUUCAAUAGUGCAUGACACUAAUGAGUUUUCCAAUGAGAGGCUCAUGAGUCCUUGCAUUGAGAUCUUCAUGACGUAUCUGCAGUGUCGACUCGCGCCGCCCGACGGAACAAGAGGUACGGAAAGCAGUGACGGUUGCGGUGACGAUAUUAAGGACGAAGUAGAAGACGACGAGCGGCAACUACAUAGCAACGUUUUGCUGACAAUCGGAGCGAUCGCACGAAAAGCGCCCGCGCAUUGCUGUCACGUGCUGUUUAAUUUGCUUACUGAUAGGAGCAAAAGGCUCGAAAAUCAACUGCAGUUGAUGCACAUGGGCAAAUUACAAGUCAGUGGCGGGGAACAACUGGUCACUCUGUUUGAAGACCUUCACUGGAUUUUGAUGAUAACAGGUCAUUUCCUAGCAGUGGACUGUACGGAGGGCGAAACGGUAAUGAUUCCGAGCGAAUUAGUACAGUACAGUAUGUCGCAAAACGCAGACAUCGACGCUUCGCUACGAUAUCUAGUCGGAGAGAGCACUUGUACUGACAAUGUGGAUCCGAUAUUGAAGUUGGUGGGUGAAAUCCUGCGUAUAAGUUCGUGGGAGUGUGCGGCGCUGGAGGCGGGGCUGGCCGCCGUGUUCAGCCCCGAGCUGUCCGCCACUCUGUCGUGGCUGCUCAAGAUCUGGGCCAACUCCUACCUAGUGCCGCAACCCUCGCAGUACUCAGAGGUACUGGAGGUGGCGUUCGGGCGAGGUUCGCGCGGGGUGUCGUGGGUGGUGGCGCUGGUGGCGCGCCGCGCGGCCGCCACGCUGCGCCACCUGGCCACGCAGCCCGCGGCCGCCAAACACGCGCUCAUGCUGCUGGCUACACUCGCGCAUUCGCAUCACAAAGAAAGUCCCUUGGCGAGCUGUGAAGAGUUUCUAGCGUUAGUGGCGUGGGAGGCAGCAGGUAGCAACUUGCCUGGAGAGCUCAGACGAGAGUUGCACAGAGCUUUCGCUAUUGCGGCCACUUUCGCUGAAGGAGACGUAAGGAACCGUCUACUGGGCAGUACGGUGGCGCUUCAGGAGAAAUUAAUGAACAUUAUCAACAUGGAGUCUGACACUGAGCCUGUUCGCACCCUACUCGCGGAUACGUUGGACUGCUUUAUUGGAGUCACUGAGGGUGUGCUUGAGGUAGGAACGAUGGAUGAGCAGUUUAUAAUGCUGAUGGGAGCGCUGGACAAGAUCCCUGCGAUCAUCUUCCGCUACCACAACUACCCGGGCGUGGUGCUGCCCGCGCUCAACCUGCUCGCCAAGAGCGCCAAGCGCAUGCUGCAUUCCGUCCAGCCGCAGAACGUGAAUAAAUUUCUGGAAGUGUGUAAUACAACAUUUGAAGUGUACAUGAGAUGGAAUUCCGGUAAAAUAUCCAGUAUUCCACAAGACGCUGAAGAGGAAGCUUAUGAGGAUAUAUGUGCCCUAAUGGAGGUUAUAAGUAGCGUGUCGCGUUGCGGAGCGGGUUGCGGGGCGGAAGGGGCGUGGGGCGGGGCGUGCGCGCGCGGGCUGCGACUGUUGUUGCCGCUAAUCACGCCGCCUUUACUAGCGCUACCUACUUUGGCUCUACGCGCAUAUCGCAUGCUACGAGACCUGGAUCACGCCGAUCAGCUAACCAACCUGCCGCUAGAAGAUUUCAACAUGGUGGUCACAGCGCUACGCGUAGGCCUCACUGCCGUUUCCUGUGACGUGUCCACGUUAUGCUGCGACACUAUUGUGGGUCUCGCGAACAAAGUGCGCACUCUAGGCGACGACAAUCCAUACGCGAUCUCCCUUUUGUCCCUCGCAGAAUUACUAUUAAUGCUCAUUAUAAAGAUGGAAAUUCCACCGGAUUCAAUCCCGGCAGCCGGAGCCGCGAUAUACGCACUAACUUGCGUCAAACCAGCAUUACUUGAAGGUUUAGCGAGGCAACUUAUUGAAGCAUUCGCGGUCAACGACCCGGCUAAUGUACCGAGGCUGGAGGAAGCCUUCGGAGUUCUCACUAAUGGAGUACUAUUCGACGGUCUAAGAACUCACAAGAUUCGUUUCCAGGACAACUUCGAUAAGUUCCUGGCCAACGUACACGGUUUUCUAAUCGUCAAAUAAUUUUAAUAUUCCACACUUUUGGAUUCGCUUAUUGAUUCUUCGUCGUCGGUUUGAAAUUACCGUAGUGUAUAAUACGAACGGUAAAACCUCAAAAUAUUUACGGACAAAUUACUUCUUUGUCUUGUAACGAGCCGAUUUAAUGCGGUGUAGAAACGAUUGCAUACAUCAAUGUAUUAUAAACCGUAUUGCAUGCCUACAAGGUUAAAAAUAGAAUGGCAAAGCUUUGUGACAGGUUCGUACAUGAAAAUCGUGGAUGAAACGGUAACUAGAAACUCAGACCAUUUCAAAAACAACCUAUCACGAUGGUAAUACACUGAAUGAAUUGUAAUAUUACCUGAAAUUUAUUAUUUACCAAUGUUAUACUUUGCAAAGCCCUGACGGGGCUUCAUGUUGUAAUAUUCUAAUAUUUUUAUCAUGGCAUGAAUGCAAAUAAAGGAAGAAUUAAGAAUAAUAUUUGAGGAGAUUUUCCUCGAAAUUUUAAUCUUGUUGCUUGGAUCUAAUCUCCAAAAAUAUCAUAUACCUACGUAUGUAUCCGCAUUUCAUGUUUUUGAACUAAAUUUUAAUUUUUAACGAUCGAUGACUAGUCAAGGAGCCAUGGAGGAUUGAUUCUCAGUAGAAAAGACUGUUUCGCGAUUAAAUUAAAUGGAUUAUGAUUGUAUUUAAUGGAUUGAAUCAUGUACGAGAAUGUU
Molecule: messenger RNA, 4278 nt
Organism: Maniola jurtina (meadow brown)
Lineage: Eukaryota; Metazoa; Arthropoda; Insecta; Lepidoptera; Nymphalidae
Product: exportin-4-like
Exons: 15
Coding region: 278-3589 (1103 amino acids)
Biological process (GO): protein export from nucleus
Cellular component (GO): cytoplasm; nuclear pore
Molecular function (GO): nuclear export signal receptor activity; small GTPase binding
Source: RefSeq, a predicted model, not a curated record